AUGUGGAACGUUGUUUCUAAAGUUGGGAAGGCGGCUUACCGAACCGCUGCCAAGACAGGCCUCGCCGCCGGCACAGAGCAGCCACCGUAUCCGUGCGCUUUGCCGCUGCAACGCAUGGAAGAUCCUGAUGACCUUUUCAGAGCGCAGGAACUCCUUGACAACAUUUUUGCCUCCGCCAAAGACCUCCUUGAAAACGAUGCGGAACAUCAGUGGCGCCUUGUUGACUACCAAGACCCUGACAAGAACGGUGACUUGCACCUCUUUACCCGUCCCCACAUUGGUCCUUUUAACUUCGUCAAGGCCACUCUCUCUUUUAUGGGUGUGACGCCGCAGCGAGUGCUUGACACCGUGCACAGUGAUGAUGAGGCAGACCGCAAAAAAUAUUCUGCAAAUAUGGUCCGGUUUGAGAUUCUCGCAAGGCCGACCCCCACGUCCAACGUGCAGUAUCAGGAAUAUUGGGCACCACCACCGGUUUCAGGUCGCGAGUUUAUCUUUUUUGCUGAAAAAAAAUAUGUUGAAGAAGACGACGUGUACUAUGUAUAUGGCUGUAGCAUUGACUACGCAGCACGUGAAAAGAUACCCGGUAACCGCGUGCGUGCGUCGUGUCUGUGGGCAUGGGAGUUAACUCCUAUUGGUAACAAUACAAUGGCCACGUAUGUGAGCUGCAUGAACCCACGCGGCUGGACACCCACCUUCAUCAUUGGGUGGCUUAAGUCGGAGGUUGGGAACGAGCUGAUUUCAUGUCGCCGUGUCCUAUAUGGUGAGGCCGUUCGGUUGGAGUGCGCAUCACUUUCUAGCAUUGGAGUGACAAAGGAGGAAGAGCAGGAGAUCAUAGCGAGGCACUUGGAAGAGGAGGGAUUGCCGCAUUAG
Molecule: messenger RNA, 870 nt
Organism: Trypanosoma rangeli
Lineage: Eukaryota; Euglenozoa; Kinetoplastea; Trypanosomatida; Trypanosomatidae
Exons: 1
Coding region: 1-870 (289 amino acids)
Molecular function (GO): lipid binding
Source: RefSeq, a predicted model, not a curated record